AUGCCUAACCUUGAACAAUUCGUCAACUUCAACCCCGAGGAAGAAAUUCCUAAUCUUGAUGGAAAGGUUAUUUUCAUAACUGGUGGGACCUCUGGGCUUGGAAGAGCGUCCGUGAUAGCGCUCGCGAAACACAAUCCCGCUCACAUCUACUUUACUGGAAGAAAUGCCAAAGGAGCACAGGCAUUAAUUGGAGAAGUGCGAGCGGAGAGACCUUUGAUACAAACAACUUUUGUCAAGAUGGACAUGACAUCGUUAGCAUCCGUCAAAAAAGCUUGUAAAGAAUUUGUCCACGAUAGACUUGAUAUCCUCAUGUGCAACGCAGGAGUCAUGUUCAUUCCACCCGGCGUCAGUACCGACGGUUUCGAGCUUCACUUUGCCAUCAAUCAUCUCGCGCACGCAAUGAUUAUUCAAGAGCUCCUACCAGUGAUGACAGAAACCGCCAAGAUGCCGAACUCAGAUGUGCGUGUUCUAUCUUUGACAUCGACGGCUUGGAUGGGCCACCCGAAGAACGGUGUUACCUUCUCAACACUUCGAACUCCGCAGAAAGGGUUCAUGGGAUCGUCAUUCAGAUAUGGGCAGAGCAAGCUCGCCAAUAUUGUCUACCCUGCCGAGCUGGCUCGUCGCUAUUCAAACACAAAUAUCACGUUCCUAUCUGUUCAUCCUGGAGCUGUAAAGACGCCUUUGACAACAGCAAAGCCCCCGCUUCAUCUCAGGUUAAUUACGCUCAUUGUACUAUGGUUUAUGGGAGUUACUCUCAUGGAAGAAGAACAAGGUCGCCUUAGCCAGCUUUGGGCUGCGGCGGGAGCGAAAAAAGAUGAGCUGACAAACGGAUCAUUCUAUAUGCCUGUAGGAAGAUUGAGUGAUGAUAGACUGGACAAGACGGCGCAAAGCCCAGAGUUGGCGCAAGAGCUGUGGGCGUACACACAAGAUGUUCUGAGUAAGUUUUGA
This is a messenger RNA of Talaromyces proteolyticus, 948 nucleotides long. Its product is annotated as putative short-chain dehydrogenase. The coding region runs from base 1 to 948 and encodes 315 amino acids. The transcript is spliced from 4 exons. Lineage: Eukaryota; Fungi; Ascomycota; Eurotiomycetes; Eurotiales; Trichocomaceae. The record is from RefSeq and is a predicted model, not a curated record.